This is a messenger RNA of Arabis nemorensis, 855 nucleotides long. The record is from the annotation of a GenBank genome assembly. Lineage: Eukaryota; Viridiplantae; Streptophyta; Magnoliopsida; Brassicales; Brassicaceae.
AUGCUUAAUCCCGUCACUUUUACCCGGAAAACACCACUCUUGUUCAAUUCUCUUGGUUUUUCCGGUAACCACAUUUCGUACUUCGACCGUAGGAGUCGAACUGAAGCUGCUUCGAGUAGGGCUCUUGCGUUUGGGUACAAAAAUGGUUCACUGAAUUGUGGUCGUAGCAAUUGGUCUGGGCGUUCCGGGAUUGGGUUCAGACAUCUGGGUCGGGUCUCUUCAGUCUCAGGUAGAGGUUCAGGUGGCUCCGGUGGGGUUGGUGAUUCAGGUGGCGGUGGUUCCGGCGGUGAAGGUGAAGGUAGCGACGGAGACGGAAAGAAGUGGUCAUUGCUCUCACGGUACUUGGCUCUUCUCUCAAAUUAUCCUGUUUUAACCAAAGCUGUGACAUCAGCAAUUUUGACCCUCAUUGGAGAUUUGAUCUGUCAGCUUACAAUCAAUAAGACCUCAUCUCUGGACAAGAAGAGGACACUCACGUUUACCUUCUUGGGCUUAGUGCUAGUCGGUCCAGCAUUGCAUUUCUGGUAUUUGUAUUUGAGCAAAGUGGUGACAGCUUCCGGAUUAUCAGGCGCCGUUUUGCGACUUUUACUGGAUCAGUUCGUUUUUGCUCCUAUUUUUGUUGGAGUUUUCUUAUCAGCUGUUGUGACACUUGAAGGAAAACCAUCAAAUGUCAUACCGAAGCUAAAGCAGGAGUGGACUGGUGCAGUGCUAGCAAAUUGGCAGCUAUGGAUACCAUUUCAGUUUCUUAACUUCAGAUUUGUUCCACAAAACUUCCAGGUGCUGGCUUCGAACGUUGUGGCUUUGGCUUGGAAUGUGAUAUUGUCUUUCAAAGCUCACAAAGAAGUUGUUCCAAAAUAG